Molecule: messenger RNA, 2521 nt
Organism: Homo sapiens (human)
Lineage: Eukaryota; Metazoa; Chordata; Mammalia; Primates; Hominidae
Gene: RFPL2
Product: ret finger protein like 2
Exons: 6
Coding region: 937-2187 (416 amino acids)
Cellular component (GO): nucleus; cytoplasm
Source: RefSeq, a predicted model, not a curated record
UAUCGCUACACUGCCGCGGCGAGUACCGGGUUGGCGGCGCUAUCCUGGGCUACACCGCCGGUGGCGGGAGGCGUUUUAGGGGCGCUAUCUGGUGCUGCACUGCCCGCGCAGGAGUUGGGUUGGGUGACCUACUCCAGGCGUCACUGCCCGAGGCUGGGGGCUGAUUUGGGGCGCUAUCCCGGGAGUCAUUUCCUGUGGCGAGGGGCUGGUUGAGGGUGGUAUCCGUGGCUGCACUGCCCACAGCACAGAGCGGGUUUGGGGAGUUAUCCCGGGCUGCGCUGCCCGUGGCAGGGGGCAGGCUGCCAGCGCCAUUGGGUGCUGCAUGUACUAGGCACGGAUGAGUUAGGGGCGCCAUCUGGGACUGCACUGCCGGUGGCGGGCGGUGGAGGUGUCAGUGACAGCGGUGGUCUGCAAGAGAGGAGCGGUCCUCCUCUUCCCGGCCACCUCCUCCUGUUCUUGCUCAAGUGCGGCGGGCGCACAGCAUUUCCUGAGCGCGGCAGGGGCCCCAGCCCCGUGGUGCUUCCUGGACCCGCCUCCUAUUGCUCUGUGUUGCAGAGACCGCCUGGGACCCCGGGGCACGCAGUAGUGGACACGAGGAGGCUACAGGGCCCUGUGGGUGGAGGAGGCAUCAGGAACGGGAACCGGCACUUGGGUGGGGAGGGCUGGCUGGGGUUGAGUUUCUGCUGCUCCUGCUUCCCGAGGAGUGCAGCCAGGGUGGCUGCAGCUGUUCCUGUGGAGUGGGAAGCCCGGGCACUGUGGUGUCUGCAGUCCCCACUCCAGGCCGCAGUUCCUGGCCAGCUUGCGCUAAAAGGAGAGGCUGGACUUUGAAGUGUGGGUGCUUUUCUGGCUUUGUCUGCCCGGAUGCCCAGUGCCCUGAGAAGGAGCUACAUGCCACGGGCUGGAGGCUAGAGCCUGUGGCACCAUGAUUUGCCUCCGAUGGAGGUGGCUGAAUUAGGCUUCCCAGAGACUGCAGUGUCCCAAUCCAGGAUCUGUCUAUGUGCUGUAUUGUGUGGCCACUGGGACUUUGCAGACAUGAUGGUGAUAAGGAGCCUGAGAUUCAUCACUUCUCUGGGUCAAGACCUGAGUCUCAGCCUGGAGGACAUUAUGUUAAGCAAAAUAAAUCAGGACCAGAAAGAUAAAUACCGCAUGUUCUCACUCCUAUAUGGGAGCCUCAUCAGGUUAGAGGGUGUGGAAGGGCGUGACCCAGUGGGAGGUGGGAAUCUCACCAAUAAAAGGCCCUCGUGUGCCCCUUCCCCACAAGACCUGAGCGCCCAGUGGAAGCAGCUGGAGGACAGAGGAGCUUCCAGCAGAAGAGUGGACAUGGCUGCACUCUUCCAAGAAGCAAGCAGCUGUCCCGUCUGCUCAGACUAUCUGGAAAAACCAAUGUCCCUGGAGUGUGGAUGCGCCGUCUGCCUCAAGUGCAUUAAUUCACUGCAGAAGGAGCCCCAUGGGGAGGAUCUACUUUGCUGUUGCUCUUCCAUGGUCUCUCGGAAGAACAAAAUCAGGCGCAAUCGGCAGCUAGAGAGGCUGGCUUCCCACAUCAAGGAACUGGAGCCCAAGCUGAAGAAGAUUCUGCAGAUGAACCCAAGGAUGCGGAAGUUCCAAGUGGAUAUGACCUUGGAUGCCAACACAGCCAACAACUUCCUCCUCAUUUCUGACGACCUCAGGAGCGUCCGAAGUGGGCGCAUCAGACAGAAUCGGCAAGACCUUGCCGAGAGAUUUGACGUGUCCGUUUGCAUCCUGGGCUCCCCUCGCUUUACCUGUGGCCGCCACUGCUGGGAGGUGGACGUGGGAACAAGCACAGAAUGGGACCUGGGAGUCUGCAGAGAAUCUGUUCACCGCAAAGGGAGGAUCCAGCUGACCACAGAGCUUGGAUUCUGGACUGUGAGUUUGAGGGAUGGAGGCCGCCUCUCUGCCACCACGGUGCCGCUGACUUUCCUCUUCGUAGACCGCAAGUUACAGCGAGUGGGGAUUUUUCUGGAUAUGGGCAUGCAGAACGUUUCCUUUUUUGAUGCUGAAAGUGGUUCCCAUGUCUAUACAUUCAGGAGCGUAUCUGCUGAGGAGCCAUUGCGCCCAUUUUUGGCUCCUUCAGUUCCACCUAAUGGUGAUCAAGGUGUCUUGAGCAUCUGUCCUUUGAUGAACUCAGGCACUACUGAUGCUCCAGUCCGUCCUGGGGAGGCCAAAUAAGCCCUCACUCCAAAAAAACAAAAAACAGGGUAAGAAAAUUACUUGGGUGGGUAGACUUAGGAACGCUCUACUUCGUAAAAGCAUUAUACAAAGUCACGGGAGAAAAAUAUGGGACAUUUCUUGAUUGUACUUAAUCUAAUUUGAUUAGAUUAUAGAGUCCUAAGUAUUAAUUAUUGCCACCAUCAAACUCAUUGAGUCCUAUGGUUCACAUCUUGUUUCCUAUAGAAAUGUCCUGUAUUCUGGGAUCAAUUUCCAAAUGCUUUACUUUUUUAUUUCUGCAAGUUCAAAUUAAUGUAUUAUAGAAGUUAUGAGUUAAAUAAAGAUUGGAAUAUCA